CCUUGGAGUGUAGCACGUCGCUCGCGUAGGGAAAAGGAAGCACCUCCCACAUCCGACGAGUGACGGUGAGUCCCUCCCCCUCCGUCUCCUCGUUCUUGCAUUUUGUCGCUGAAUUCUUCUUUCUCUUCCUCUUUCUUCCUCUUGACCUUGACUAACAGUGCCUCAGUGUCUCAUCUCCUCAUCUUGUCCAGGUUUGAUCCAUGGAGUCCCCGCAAAAGAAGGCUCCUGCAUCCAUGGACGGCAGUGCUGCCGGUGACCCUGUCCCUGGCCAAGAAGACGCCUCGUCCUGAUCUUGUCCGAGGAGUCAGUUCAUGGGCGCUCCUCACCGCCUGCCACAUCGCGCUCUCCUUGGCCAUCGGCACCGUAAUAGCCUACGCACUCUACCACUUCCACGUCCGUUGCAGCCAGGUACGCCCGAUUCCCCUUGCCCUACCCCUUGGCUGCUGCCCUUCUCCAUGCCUUCUCAAUUUCCACUCCUCCACAGUCCUCCUUCUUUCUGCGCUGCGACCAGCUUACGGACGCGGAGGAAGCCAUGGUGAACGCCCUAGGGAUCGGGCUGCUGUGCUGCCUCGUGCUCCAGGCGGCCGCGGCGGUGCUGGCCCUGCGGCUCCCGUGCCGCCGCCGUCGCCGCGCCCUCGCCUACCUCGCGCUCGUGCUCACUAUCGUCGGCCACUUCAUCAUGGCCGCCAUAGCCCAUAUCCUCCUCGUCGCCGACCCAGGAGACCUCUUCUUCCGGAUCUGCUCCACCGGGGGCCUCUUCAUCUACGCAGCGGGAGACAUCAUCAGCUUCUUGGCCCUCCUCCUCGGCAGCGGUGAGGAGUAGGACUGAGAAGCAGGGGUACGUAGGCAGCGUCGCAGCGAUCAUGUCCAUGGAUCAGCUGGUGAGGUACUAAUGAGGGACUGAUAAAUAAUGAGUAGGAGUAUGCAUUAUGCUAGCUGCCACAAUUGACCGAGUGCCGUAUGCGUGAAUCUACCAGUGUAGUCGACUGUUAAUUGGAUAGAUCGGAGAUGCUAGUACGUAUUUGUGUAAUGUGUUACGUACCCUGAAUUGUGCCCGUCUUUGAUGCAGUAGUAUUCCACCUUUCCUCUGUAGUAUGAUCAGACAUCAUUUAUAUGCUUAUUUAUCCAGCUUCGAUAUAAUUGAUGUUGGUGAGAUUGUCACUUCAUGCAGUAUAGGAGUAUAUGUUAACUAUGGUUUUUCAUGCAACCGCUGGCUAAUCCACUGGGGAUAAAGCUGUUGUUCCAA
Messenger RNA from Triticum aestivum (bread wheat), 1246 nucleotides. RefSeq lists its product as uncharacterized. The coding region runs from base 533 to 823 and encodes 96 amino acids. The transcript has a single exon. Lineage: Eukaryota; Viridiplantae; Streptophyta; Magnoliopsida; Poales; Poaceae. The record is from RefSeq and is a predicted model, not a curated record.